GCUACGGAAAGAGCAGACGAACGUCAUGUAUAACUUGGAAAUAAAAGUUGUACAACCUCGUGAAAAUCGCAUCUUGCUGUGUAUAACGCUGUUAAUGGAUAUUCCUGUUGCUGAGUUUGUGUAAAUAGGAGGGAAAAGAUAAGAGAAAUGGGAAGUAAGUCAGUGUUGGAUCCAACUAACGACGAGGAAUCUCUAUCAAAUAGUAAAGUGGGUAGCUCUGGUGCUUUUCAGGUAGGAAGACUACACGUUCACUGGAUGGGCACACAUAUAGGCUGGAGGAUACAAGUGGACACAGUGUAAAUGAUCUUACUUCGAUGAACUGCGUGCCAACUACUUGGCUUUCCCAGUGCAUGAAGUUUAUGCUGUACCCACCAGUUGGGUCACAUUCUGCAAAUGGGAAAAAUCAAGAACCAAGUCAAUGGAGAAGUAAUGUAUUUAAAAGAUUUCGGUACCCAACCAAUUCUUGGUUCGAGUACGACGUUGUUCAAGUUUUCAACGCAUCAAAGCCAGGGAGUCAUGAUAGGGUCUAUAAGUCUGCGUCUGCAGCCAUGAAAGGCAGUAAAACUUUUAAAGAUCUGCUAAAGUCUGACAACGACGUAAGAUCGGAAGGGGAAAUCGAGUCAAAAAGAAAAAAGUGAUACAGGAGUGGAUGAGCCGGAAAAAAAAGGGAAAAAAGCAAGUGAAGUAAAAGAAGUGAAAGACGCUCCGGCUGCUGUUAUCGGCAACGGUGAUGAAGGGCAGUCAAUCUUACCUGACGCUGGUGGUGAAAUCAGUGCUGUUGUCGCCCGGGCAGUGUUUCCUUUGCUCUCAGAUAACUGGAAUGUUGACAUAGAUAGCAAUGAUGGUAGAUUUGUAAUGUAUUUGUCCUUUUUUAACAAUGACAAUUAGUUUUCUCCAAAUAACGUAGAAGAAACGAUCUUUCCACUUGAACCAACAUCUUGGGUGGAGCAGGGCGAACAGAGCGCAACUCCAGAGUUUCAUGGAACAAUGAUGAAUUUAGACACGCAUCAACUAUGCCCAUCUUUAUCGCCUUCAUUAAAUGGGCCGACAGGCAAUACGUCAACCAAUGGGACAACAGGUAUGACUUUCGACCAAUCUAUGACGUUCCGUCUUCUUAAUGCCAUCGAACGGGUGACCUCGCUAGAAAAUGCCAUUGGUACCAUUGAAGCUAAUGUGUCAGCCACACUUGCAUUAAUUCUUGAAAAGCUUGGGGCAUUGGACCAAAAAAUUGAAGCAAUUCGUAAGGUCGAAGUCUACAAAAUGGCAGAAGUGGAUUUUGACUAUCAUAAGUCGGUGAUUGACACUCAUUUUAAAGAAUUGCCCGUAAAAUCCACGAAUGCAGUGGAGGCAAUUGAUUUUUCUUUGCAGGACAACACUUUAGCCAUAAGUCUGGUUUUCUUUUCUGUCGAGAAAUUUAAAACAGUUAAAACUGUCAACAAACUGUUUUAUCUGAUGCUGGACUUUCUGGUAUCCAAGGAAGUUAGCAACAAAAUGCAGUGGAAAAUGAUGCCUAGGGGCAAAGACAGCAGGCCCGGAAUGGCUGGCCUUUUCAAUCUAUUAGCCGUCUUCGGAGUGGCCGCAACGACUUUUGCAAAAAAAAAAGGAGAACAGUUAAAUGAAGGAAGAAUACAGCAGCUCGUACGUGAUGCAAGGAAAACACACGCCCGAGAAUUUCGGGCAACAUCCCGUGGCAAUGAACAAGCAGCAAAUGAUGCACCUGCCACAGCAGCAGGAGCAACGCAAAUUCAAGACAACGAUGGCGUUACACUAAAAGAGUACAGUAUCCUGCACAAAAAUCCGAACACCGAUUUAAUUUUUUAAAGCCACCUAUUGGCGGGGUAAAGGGUUUUUUGUUUGUUUUUCUUUAAGAGGGAGGGUAGACGGG
Molecule: messenger RNA, 1885 nt
Organism: Daphnia magna
Lineage: Eukaryota; Metazoa; Arthropoda; Branchiopoda; Diplostraca; Daphniidae
Exons: 8
Coding region: 988-1821 (277 amino acids)
Source: RefSeq, a predicted model, not a curated record